Sinocyclocheilus grahami is the source of this 3003-nucleotide messenger RNA. RefSeq names its product ras GTPase-activating protein 3-like. The transcript is spliced from 19 exons. Gene Ontology annotation, biological process: regulation of GTPase activity. The record is from RefSeq and is a predicted model, not a curated record. Lineage: Eukaryota; Metazoa; Chordata; Actinopteri; Cypriniformes; Cyprinidae. Bases 1 to 2145 code for a protein of 714 amino acids.
AUGACUCAUUGGCAGCCCGAUCCCAGCACAGCCUCAUGGGACCCUGCAGUGGUUGUGUUUUCAUUGGUUUCUCACGCUCCGUUCCUCUGUCUCUCGCUCUCCUUCUCAUCGGGUGGCGAGUGUAACCAUGGUAAUGCUGUUCUCUGUCCUCCGCAGGGAAAGGUUCACCUGGAGCUGCGUCUCAGUGAGGUCAUCACAGACAGCGGAGUCGUCUGCCACAAGCUGGCAACACGGGUUUUAGAGUGUCAGGAUCUGCCGAUAGUGAAUGGCCAGUGUGAUCCGUACGCCGCUGUGUCUUUACUUGGCCUCUCCAGGUCAGAAGCCAAGAAGACGAAGGUCAAACGGAAAACCAACAAUCCUCAGUUUGAUGAGGUCUUCUUUUUUGAGGUGACAAAACCGCUGAGCUACACCAAACGACAGUUUGACGUGGAAGAGGACGACGUGGACAAGCUUGCACUUAACAAUCUGAAGUUCGGAGACGAGUUUCUCGGAGAGGUACGGGUGCCGCUGAAGGUGCUGGGACAGUCGGGUGUUCAUGAUGCAUGGUACUUCCUGCAGCCAAGAGAUAACGGCAAUAAAUCGGUGAAGGCCGAUGAGCUAGGCUCAUUACGACUCAACAUGCCAUCUGAAUCUAUAAGUUUUAUCACUCAGCCCGUCUCUGCGUCCGCGGCUCACAUCUUGGGCGAGGUGUGCCGUGAGAAGCAGGAAGCCGCUGUCCCGCUGGUGCGACUCUUCCUGCACUAUGGCAAAAUAGUGCCUUUCCUCAGUGCCAUUGCCCACGCAGAGAUCAACCGCACACAGGAUCCCAACACCAUAUUCCGGGGGAACUCUCUGACGUCCAAAUGCAUUGAUGAGACCAUGAAGCUGGCAGGGAUGCAUUACCUGCGGGUCACACUCAAACCCAUCAUUGAUGAAAUCUGCACUGACCACAAACCUUGUGAGAUCGACCCCGUCAAGCUGAAGGAGUCUGAGAACUUAGAUACAAACAGGGAAAACUUACGGCAGUACGUGGACCGGAUCUUUAACGUCAUCACCAGCUCGGGUGUGAGCUGUCCGACAGUCAUGUGUGACAUCUUCUUUUCGCUGCGAGAGUCUGCGGCGUCACGCUUUCAGGUCGACCCGGAUGUGCGCUACACGGCUGUCAGCAGUUUCAUCUUCCUCCGUUUCUUCGCUCCUGCCAUCUUGUCACCGAACCUCUUCCACCUGCGGCCGCAUCACCCGGAUCCGUGCACGUCUCGGACACUGACUCUCAUUUCCAAAACCAUCCAAACACUGGGAAGCCUGGCCAAGUCCAAAUCUGCCAAUUUCAAAGAGUCCUACAUGGCCGCCUUCUAUGACUACUUCAAUGAGCAGAAGUACGCCGAUGCAGUAAAGAACUUCCUGGAUCUGAUCUCGUCCUCGGCCCGCUGGGAUCAGAAGAGCAUUGAGACGCCCAUCAUGCUGAAGGAAGGGAGUGUUAAACUCGUUAUUAAAAGAUUUGAUGCCAAAGGUUCUGGCAGAUUCAUGAUCAAACGAGCUCAAGGGCGAAACCGCUUCGGUCUGAAGAACUUCAAGAAGAGAUGGUUCCGCUUGACCAACCACGAGUUCACCUACCAUAAAACCAAAGGUAACGCAAAAGGUUUGUGCCAUACUCUCACUACAGGUGUUGAUAAACUAUUAGUUAAACAUUUUACCCUAUCCACCUGCGGUUUAAAACCGGUUCUGUGUGAACUGCCCCUUAUGCAUAUGAUGUGGCAUGAUCAAGGGUUCAGACGGUUUGUGUCUGUGUUUGUGUCGUUCAGAGGACUUCCUGCCAACAUCCAGCUGGACGUGGAUGGAGACAGAGAGACGGAGAGGAUCUACUCGCUCUACAGCACGUACAUGUCCAAACUAGUGAAGAUGCAGGAGGCCUGUGGCAGUAAGUCGGUGUACGAUGGCCCAGAGCAGGAGGAAUACUCCACGUUUGUGAUCGACGACCCGCAGGAGACGUAUAAAACCCUGAGACUUGUCAUCUCAGCCGUACAGACACUGGAGCAGCAGCACAUGCAGUACAAACGAGACAAGUUCAGGAAAACCAAGUACGGCAGCCAGGAACAUCCAAUCGGUGAUCAGAGCUUCCAGUGUUACAUCCGCCAGCAAUCAGAAAGCUCCACCUACUCCAUCUGACCACGCCCACUGCAGACACUGCACAGUCUCCACGGCAACAGUCGCAUCUCAGACAGGAAACUCUUGAGUUGUGAUUGCCAAGGUGGCCACAGACAAAAGCUAAACCUCUGGUGCUUUUAUAUGAUUUUAAUCAGCCAACAGCUUCCUCUGAAUGGCGUCACACGCACCUGUGGACCAUGUAGCUCCGCCUCACGGCACGUUAUAACAUUUUGUGAUGUUUUUAAGCUAGGAGACGACCAGAUGUCCUGUAGCUGUGGAUGUUUUUAUAAACAGAGUAUUGGGCCAAAGGACAGAUCCCACAAUCCUUUGCUUUGAAAGGGUUUUUGAGAUGUCGGUGGAUGUGAGACCUGCGGCUGAACCUGAUGAACUGUAACCAUGUUUUUAACUCGUGUAGAAAUAUUCUGCUCUGUUUCUGCCUGCACUUCCCCUUACUCACACUUGUGUCGUCACGCCAGCUGAAGCAGUGCUGCAUUGUGGGAAAUGUGUCAUGUUGUGUGUGUUGAAGCAUGCAGAUGUCCUUAUGCCAGCUGUUUCCAGCAUGUGGCGUGACGCUAAACCACUUUCUGAUGGUUAGUGGGUCCAGUUGUGUUCAGCAUCACAUUUGUGUUUUAUACUUUCUGUUGUGUCUCACAGCUUGUGUGUGUGUGUGUGUGUUUGAAUCUGAAGCAAGCGUGCAUGAGUGUGUUUCAGUGAUUAAUUAUGAUUAAUAACUCCCAUUUUAUCACAUCACACUUUAUAGACCUUUGAUAUGAAUGUAAUUAUUUUGAUGCAUUUCAUGAAAUCUGUCAAGAUAAUGCCCUGCUCAUAUUUCACCCUAAAAUCAAAUCUAUCUAUCUAUCUAUCUAUAUAUAUAUACAG